AUGAGGGCGCUGGUGUUACUGUGCCUCGCAGUCGGGCUGUGGGAUUCGAGCCUGAGUAGCAGGAGCUGCCCGGACCUGAUCGUUGACAGCUGUCACUGCUCGGCCGAGAGGACCAAGGAGCUGAGCCGGCAGCACGUCCGCAGAGUCAAGGUGGUGUGUGAAGACGUGGACCUGAUGGACACGCUGCAGCCCAGCUUCCUACCCAACAGAACCGUGUCCCUAAACCUGAGUAACAACAAGAUCUCCCUGCUGAGGAAUGGCUCCUUCUACGGCUUGGCUGCCCUGGAGAAACUGGACCUGAGGAAUAAUUUGAUAAGUACAGUGGAGCCCGGGGCCUUCCGUGGUCUGCUGACUCUGAAGAGACUGGACCUGUCCAACAACAGGAUUGGCUGUCUCUCGCCUGAAAUGUUUCUCGAUCUGGGCAGCCUCUCAAAAUUGAAUUUAUCCGGAAACAUCUUCUCCACUCUGACCGUGGGACUCUUUACUCACCUCGUGGCUCUCAGAGUGCUGCACUUCAGCACAGAGACUUUGUUCUGCGACUGUCAGCUUAAGUGGCUGCUUCUCUGGGCCCGAAGCAACUCUGUGAAGAUUGGCAACGACACGGUGUGCAUGUUCCCCACCCACCUCCACGGGCUGGAGUUUCGCAACCUACGUGAACAGCAGCUCAGAUGUGACGGACCUCUGGAGAUGCCCCUCUUCCAGCUCAUCCCCUCCCAGAGACAACUGGUCUUCCGUGGAGACCGCCUGCCCCUGCAGUGCACCGCCUCCCACCUGGACCCCUCGGUGGAGCUCCGGUGGCGUCACAGCGGCCACGUCGUGACCACGCAGGAGGACCGGGGCGUCUACGUGGAGGAAACCCUGCUUCACGACUGCUGCCUGCUCACCAGUGAGGUCAUCCUCUCCAACAUCGACUUGGGCAUCGCUGGCAUCUGGGAGUGCCUGGUGACCAGUUCCCGUGGCAACGCUUCUCAGCAAAUGGAGAUAGUUGUUCUGGAGACGUCGGCACCAUACUGCCCCGCGGACAGAGUCACCAACAACAAAGGGGACUUCAGGUGGCCAAAGACUUUGGCUGGCAUCCUUGCCUUCCUGCCCUGCGCUCCCGCCACCUUCGGCUCCGCCCCCAACCCGUAUGGCGGCGCUCCAUACCCCUCCGGCCAGAAGGUGAAGAAGGCGUGGCGGAGCUGUGACCGCGCUGGACGGUGGGCCGAAGAGGACUACACCCAGUGCCCGUACGCCAGUGAGCUGACCCGCGUGCUGCAUGAGCUCACACAGAUGACCGUUAACACCACCAACGCUCAGCCUUUAGGCCAGCAGUUGGUGGCCUUCACCAGCAGGGCGGCGCACUUCACCGAUGUCAUGGACGUCAUCUUCGUCACACACCUGGUGGAGAGGUUGACGAGGCUGGUGGAGAAACGUAGAGACCUGGGGGACUACAUAUCAGACGUAGCCAGCAACAUGAUGCUGGUGGAGGAGCACAUCCUGUGGAUGGCGCAGAACGAGGCCAGAGCGUGCACUCGCAUCGUGCAGUGCGUGGAGCGCAUCGCGGACCUGGCGCUGAGCGGGGACAAUCAGGUUGUUUCCAAGGUAUCUGCGAACAUCGCUCUGGAGGCCUUUCUGAUCCGGCCAUCUAACUUCCUCGGCCUGUCCUGUACUGCUCUUCAGCAUCCGUCCACCUCAUCGGCAGCCUCGCUUCACGGUGACAGCCGCUCCCCCACCGACAAGGACACCAGACGAGAGCGCGACGCCGCCGGGGAAUCGCUGCUCAACUUCAAAUGCCACACCGUCAACAACAGCGGCUCACCGGCCAGUCAGCUCAGCAAGAACUCAGUGGCAGUCGCCUCAAUCCAUUUACCGCUGGCUGGUCCUCCUCUCUCCUCCUCUGCGUUGCAAUCUGUUGAUAACUCCACUUGCAGGCUGCAGCUGAUCGUGUUUCGCAAUGGGAAACUCUUCCCUUGCACCGGGAAUUCAUCAAACCUCGCCGACGAUGGGAAGCGUAGGAGCGUUUCGACACCAGUUGCUUUCACCAAAUUAGAUGGGUGCAGCCUCGGGAGCGCCGUGCACUCCGUUACCAUCGCUCUCAGGCACUUCGCACUGGGAGUAGAUCCCACCGCCGCCUACUGGGAUUUUGACCUGCUGGAUGGCCACGGCGGCUGGAGGGCGGAGGGCUGCCACAUAACGGGCUCCGGGGGCAACACCACCACCAUUCACUGCACCCACCACAAUAACUUUGCCGUGCUAAUGGAUCUGAAGAAGGUGCUGUCUUUCCCCCCUUACCCUGGGGAGUUUCUGCACCCGGUCGUGUAUGCCUGCACGGCGGUCAUGUUGCUCUGCCUCUUCGCCUCCAUCAUCACGUACAUAGUGCACCACAGCGCAAUCCGCAUCAGUCGGAAGGGAUGGCAUAUGCUUCUCAACUUCUGUUUCCACACGGCUCUGACCUUUGCUGUGUUUGCCGGCGGCAUCAAUCGAAUCAAAUACCCCAUCAUCUGUCAAGCAGUCGGGGUGGUGCUGCACUACUCGUCCCUGUCGACCAUGCUGUGGCUCGGGGUGACGGCCAGGAACAUUUAUAAACAGGUGACCAAGAAGCCUCCGCAGAGCCAAGAUGGUGACCCGCCUCCGCCCCCUAAACAGCCCCCCCUGUUGAGAUUUUAUUUAGUCAGUGGUGGAGUGCCCCUCAUCAUCUGCGGGGUCACGGCAGCCGUCAAUAUAGACAACUAUGGCAGCGGGGAGCAAGCGCCGUACUGCUGGAUGGCGUGGGAGCCCAGCCUGGGAGCCUUCUUCGGCCCCGUGGCAUUCAUCAUCCUGGUGACAUGCAUCUACUUCAUCUGUACCUUCGUCCAGCUGCGGCGACACCCCGAAAAGAAGUACGAGCUCAAGCAGCUGACGGAGGAGCAGCAGAGGCUGGCCGCCAUCGACGUGCCGACGCACUGCCACCAGGGUGCCGAACCUGGAGCCCUGGCUGCCCCAUCGGGUGGGGGUCACUGCCCCGCUGGCUGCCCGGGCGUCCCCAUCAACCCCGCACUGCUAGCCAACGAGCACUCCUUCAAGGCUCAGCUACGGACGGCGGCCUUCACACUUUUCCUGUUCCUGGCCACCUGGACCUUCGGGGCGCUGGCGGUGUCACAGGGCCACUUCCUGGACAUGAUCUUUAGCUGCCUGUACGGUGCCUUCUCCGUCACCCUCGGCCUCUUCAUCCUCAUCCAUCACUGCGCCAAGCGGGACGAUGUCUGGCACUGCUGGUGUUCCUGUUGUCCCGGACGCCAAGCCGACGCCUGCUCCGGCGCCCACGGGCCCGCCCAAGCGCGGCCCAAAGUCAACGUGAACGGAGACACCCCCGGGCACGGCCACGGCCACAGCCACUGCCACCACGACUCACCGUGUCAGGGUAAAGCACUGAUGAGCUGCAGUCAUGGCAAUUUAAGUCACUGCAAGCACGCCGCUCUUCCUUCUUCGCAAAACCAUGUGACGUGUCUGGCACCUGUGACGCCGUGCUGCGCCGCCCUGCAUAGCCAGCAGCUGAUGGAAGAGGAGCCGGCGGCCACGCACGUGCUGCUACAUGCCGACCCGGAGGGUUACCGGCCGGGGAUCCAGCUGCACCCCUGCCUAAAGAGCAGCACCAGGACUAAAAGCCGUCACUUCAGCCGGCGAGCCGGGGCAGGUGCUUGCGGGGCGGGGAGCGAGAGGGAGUACGCCUAUCACAUCCCCUCCAGCGUGGACGGAGGCAGCGUGCACAGCUCACACACGGACAGCCCCCACAGCACGCAUGAGCGCCACGCCCACAUCUGUCCACAUCUGGCCCACGAAUGCCACCACGAUGGGCAUCACACAUGCCACACCGCUGCAGCCACCGCGCACGAGGCCCUGGCAUGCCAUAACCCCUGCCACCGACACAUCUGCUGCGCCAAGGCAGACCUUUUCCCGUCCCUGUGCCCGGCUGAGGCCGGCGACGCAGGCGUCUUCCUGUGUGGCUGUGGCAAAGUGGCCGAGCAGGACCCGCUGGCGACGCAUCACCACCUGGAGAUGCACGCCCCACGCAGACAAUCCUACCCCCAGAACCCGCCCAAUCAGAAUGGGAUUCUUAAGGGGGGCCUGCACGAAGGACUCCUGUACGCUUCGGACAGCACGGGGAAUAUACGAACUGGACCCUGGAAGAAUGAAACUACUGUGUAGUGAGGGAGACAGGGGAGAUGGGCAGUAUCCUUGUGUCAUCCCGCCAAAAAAUGAAACCCUCGCCUCCCUUCCUAGAAUGAAAAAAAUGAAUUGAACAACAUUUUAAACAUCAUAAUCAGUGUGGGAUGUUUUUUAUUUUAAUGUCCUCAUGUUUUAAUGUGUGCUGUUUUACUGUACAGAAUUCUGAUAUCACGUAAAUGCUCCCUGAAGAGCGUCCAUACACAGAACAGAAUCUCCUCCACCAAGAAGAAUUUAUGAAACAUUUGUCACACCAAACCAUCAGAUGUAAUUGAAGAUAUUUCCACUGUUCCAUAUUACUACAGAUCUCUAUAUAUAUACAAGAAAAUGAAUGGUUGUAUGUAUGAAUAUGUGUGUUAGUGCUCAAAGGCAACACGCUGCAAGAUUUUUUUACUCUUUGAAUCUGAACCCAUCAAAUCGUCCACAAUGACAGUGAGCCUCCAAUACUUUAAAGAACUCUUGACAUCCAUGUUUUAGACGACUAAACCAGCAAUUUUAGACUUCAUGGGUAUUUUUGCCAUCCAGUCAAGCAACUGUGAACAUCUAUUGGAGGUUUUCUAAACAACAUAUACAAAGAUACUGUCGCUUUCCAGAGAUGUGUGGAUGCCAGUUAAGUUGUGAAAAAUUCAACGCAACAGAAAAACAGAAGUGAAAUUGUCGUGCUGUCUGUAUGAUGUCUUCACUGUUGUGUUUCUUUUUUCUGGAGAGAAGUAAAUAACGGCAGCUUCAACAGCAACAGCUUUGGCCAUUGUGAGUAGAGAGUUGGUGUCAUUGAGUCAUUGGAUCCAGUUUGGUUUGUGUCAGCCCUAACAGCCAGUUCUUUGCUAGUGUCCUUUCAGCUCAGAUCACACAUACUAUCAGGCAUCAGUGGCUCACAACAAGGCAGUUUCAUCGCUAACAGCCGGCAAUUAGCUAGCCAGUGAAACACACGCAGGGCUUCCAUUCACAUGAUGGGUAUCAAAUGAAGUACCCUGUUGGUAUCGCUAUCACUUUACUGUACUGGUAUCGGUAUUGUUAUAGGUCAUUUUUUAAACGAUACCCAGCCCUAGACCAAUGUCCUAUUAUUUUCCCUCUAAUUAAAAACAAAUAAAACAUGUAAGCUAACCUCACCCACUAGUAGCUAGAGCCACAAAAGGAGACAUGGUGGAAAUUAGUGCAACUGCAGUCCCUUUAUGUUUUUAUUUAUUUGUCUUUUGUCUCACUACAGCCCUAAAGCAUGCAUGCAUUGUUGUAUGGAGCGAUGUUCUGUUAUUUAAGUUGUAAAUUAAUGCCCAACCAUGAACACAGACUGCUGCAGCUUGCCAUAUAUAGUUUUUGUCACACUAUUGGGUUAAGCCUAGAUACUCAAGUUUCCAACUAGAGAUCUCCAUUUAAGCAGACUAAGGGCGGGUCCAGUGCCAUUUGACUCAACAGUUGCCUCGCUGCUCGUAAUGUGCUUUCCUACGCUGUGACAAGAAUGUGGGGAUGAAAAAAAGCUGUUAAUUGUUAUUCAUUGAGCGGCUGGCUAGUUUGUGAGCAAGCUUGCUAAUUCCACCAUGUUUUUAUGCAGCACUGUUUACAGAAAAUGUGCCAAACAGCAGGUUUGUGGCCACCGGAGGCGCUGGGAAUAAUCCGUCCGCCACUCCCGGUUGCUAGGUGUGUAGUUGCCAACCACUCUCCUAACGGCUAACUAGUUUCCUAAGGCAAAAGCGCUAGCUAGCUACUAGGCUACUAGGCUACUAGUUCCCCAGUAACUGAAACGGGGAAAGCAAACGUUAUUUUUAACCAUCAAACAAAAACAACAACAACGUGAACAUAAAAUGUACACUUCCUUUGAACCGCUCAAGAGUUCACUGGACAGCCGUUCGAGACUGCACCGUUGACCGGACCAGAGAGCGGUUUGCAUUCACACAAACCCAAACCACUGAAUUGAGAGGGUUAACGCUCCAGGGCUAAACAAGGCAGGUGUGAACGCGCCCUUAGUUUAUCCUAGAUCCAGUCCAGAAAAUCACAAUGCUCUUGGUUCUGCUUUGGUAGAUAACUUGUGUCAGGAGAGGCCAAGGUUGAAGUAUAGAUAGUUUAUUUAUUUUUCUGUUACCAUGAAGGCCACAUUCUCUUUGAAGAAUUGCCACUCAAAAGAGAAGGCAAAAGAGGCUUUGUAUUGAUUUAGAAGCACUUGUUUGUUUUAUGAAUGAUGAUAUUGAGUAUGAUACUCCAGACAAAACCAUUCAUACAUCUCGUCAGAAAAGCCAAACCUAAAAAAAAAAAAUUGUACACCCAUGCAGCGCAUAUAAUCUCUCGCAAGACCACCUCGGCAUGCACACCAUCUCUUUAUCCAUCUCGUGCACUCUUGUCUGUGUAUAUAGAAUCAGUUUCUGAUGAAUUAUUUUAUAUGAGAUUUAAGAUAUUUAAGAAUAAAAUAAGUCUAUAUGUAAAGAAAGGUGUAUGGGGAAAAAACCCUCUCAAUGUUAAUACUCAGUAUCUGAGUUUAGAAAUGUACUUUUUUUGUUUUCUAAUGCCUUUUUUUCUGUUGCAAUUUUGAUUUGACUUCAUAAAGUAUGCAGACUCGCCAUGUGUUGUGAGUUUAUCCUGUCAUAUCAGAAAUAGAAAAAUGCACUACCUAUAACAACGUUCGGCCUGCCAGGAUAGAUCUGUCACUUGCAGUAUGUUUAUUAUGGAAAAGUUUUGCUCAGACAGAAAUAUUAGAAUUAAAGGUGACAGGAGAAAAGAGAAAUAUUAAUGUGAUACUCCCUUUAUUUGGACGGCAGGCUUUGAAUAGUGAAAGGAGGCCCGACAUCAGAUAUGAUGCAUGAACCUCAUCGCUUUGCACAGUUAUCUCCAGGGUCUGGGACAAAAAGGGGAUAUUAUGGGGCCAACUUCUGAGUUAUUAAACAGCGGCCCACAGUUGAUCACAGGAAACGGGCUCCUUUGAGCCGCCGUAGAUGCUGGCAGUCAGUGGCCCUGGCUUUGUAGUCAUUGGAAAAGGGAUAUGUAACAGUAUCACAACAAAACAUCUGAAAUCAGCCUUCCCCCGCUAAACCCACAUUAGACUGAGAGAAUGGUGGGCUAGGUUAAUCGCUGUACAACAUGUGUAUUUGCUGGUGGUGGUGUCUUAGUAGCAGCCUGAGAAGAUGUGUUUGGUAUCAUGGGGCCACCGUAGGCCGACUCCUGUGUUGUCAUCAGUAGCAGAUGUACUGCCCUAAACGAGCUUUGCUGACUCACCAGACGGCUGCUGGAAUAUUCACCUGUGGUACUGUGACAAAAAAAAAAAUGAAAGCCAGUUUUCACUUUUUUCUACAUUGACACAGAUUCCAAUAAAUGUAUU
Anoplopoma fimbria (sablefish) is the source of this 7489-nucleotide messenger RNA. RefSeq names its product adhesion G protein-coupled receptor A3. The transcript has 19 exons. Gene Ontology annotation, molecular function: protein binding; G protein-coupled receptor activity. Gene Ontology annotation, cellular component: postsynaptic density; plasma membrane; glutamatergic synapse. Lineage: Eukaryota; Metazoa; Chordata; Actinopteri; Perciformes; Anoplopomatidae. The record is from RefSeq and is a predicted model, not a curated record. The coding region runs from base 1 to 4167 and encodes 1388 amino acids. Gene Ontology annotation, biological process: cell surface receptor signaling pathway; G protein-coupled receptor signaling pathway.